AAAAUGGUCAAUUCUGGUGUUGCCAUGGUUACAGUGAGCCAGCAGACUGACCUGGAAGAUGCUAACCAAGGUCAGGCAUGGCUCCCUUCAGUACCUUAAGUCUGACCCAAUUAAAUGUCACCCAGGUGACAUGCUGAAGGCUAUGAUUUUGUGGGUCUUACAGCAAAAAAAUAAAGUUUCAUAGUAGAUUCAGAGGGUAAAACUAUAGUUUUCUUGCUUUCUUCAGAAAAAAACUCCAAAACUCCAUCUUCAGGGAUGAAAGCUAAGCCUAGUGAGAAGCCCCUAGAAGAAGAACCCAUGGAUGAGCAGAUACCAAAGAUCCUGCAACUCUCUCCUUUUCCAAGGGACGUUACCAGCAAAAAGAGAAACAGGAGAUCAAGUUUGGCCAAGAAGAGGGCUGAAGGCAGGAAGGAAGUCUAUGACUUUGAAAACUCAGACUCCUCAAGUCGUGAAAAGGUUGCUGAAGCCAAAGGAAAGAUUCUUGCCCAGAAAACUUCUUCACAAAGUCAGAGGACCUAUGAAACCAGAAGCAAGAGCAAGGAAUCAAGCACUCUUGAGAGAAGGCGGUCCAGCUACAGGAAACACCUUUUCUCUGAAAGUAACAAUGAAAAUACAAGCCCUGAUAAGAGUGAGAAAAGCUGGAUCCUUGACUCUCAGAUACAGCCAGUGCCAAAAUCUGUUGACUAUACCCGAAAAAGACCCAGGGUGAGAAGUAAAUUAAAAGUGCUUCCAGUGUCUUCUGCAAGCAGUGGCAGUGACUACGAGUCAAAGAAGGAGGGAGAAUCAAGGCAAAGAGCUCAAAAGGAGAUGCUAAAGAAAAACUCAUUGAGCUCCAAGGAAGAUGAUUUACCCACAGUGAAUCUUGCUGAUGAAACACUCUCAGAUGAUCUUGGAGGGAGUCCACUGCUACUUGGUGUGUCUGCCCGGAGCCCUUCCAGUGAUGUGGAAAAAGCCACACAGAAGUUUCAUAGUACACCUGCGAAAUUAUCAAGAGAGGAAGAAAGUAACAAGCGGAAGGACUCAGAUAUACUGAGUGGAACUAUCAUAAAAAAGCCUAAAUUUUCUAGUUUGGAGAAAAAUCACUUGCCCUCUGAGAUUAACCAUACACCAAAGAAAAUUUCUGAUUCAGUAGAAGAUGAAGUGGAGAUCCAGAAAGGUCAGAAAAUGGAUGAUAGCCAAGAUGAUGUGGUUUUUUCCAAGAUGCUCCACAAAGACUUGAGUGAUUCAGGAGUGAUUUUUGCCUUUGAAAGCUUUGUUGGUCAACUGAAGAAAUUGUUCUGGUCCCGGUACAAAAGGAUUGAGAUCAACACAAAGGAUGCCCUGAGAUCUUCAGAGAAGAACUUGUCUGCCCUGCUGAACCAGAUACAUAUGUGCAGGCUGAAUAAAUUUGACACCUUCCGGAAGAUUGUUGUUGAAGAGCUUGCCAGCCUUGAGAAGGAUACUCAAAUUCUGGCAGCUAUGGAGAAGGAAGCACUGGUGUGUACAGCUUCUUGUGUGCCAGCCCAAAGAGGUGCCUCUUCCCAGGUAACAGGGGGUUUCUUUGCGGUCUUUUUAGGAUUUCUGGAACGCGCAGCUGCUCAAACUGAAUACGUUCUACAACCAGCAGAAGGAAAGGUACAUCUCUGCCGGCUGUCCUGCAUGCUCACAAGUCCUCUGAUGGUCAUAGAGGGCACUGGUGGUACCCUUGCUGAUAGAUGGGAAAGGAUUCUAAACCUAGUAUGGCAUCUUCACUUGGUGAACACCACUACACUUGGUGUCCACUGA
This is a messenger RNA of Zonotrichia albicollis (white-throated sparrow), 1764 nucleotides long. The record is from RefSeq and is a predicted model, not a curated record. Lineage: Eukaryota; Metazoa; Chordata; Aves; Passeriformes; Passerellidae.